Medioppia subpectinata is the source of this 636-nucleotide messenger RNA. The record is from the annotation of a GenBank genome assembly. Lineage: Eukaryota; Metazoa; Arthropoda; Arachnida; Sarcoptiformes; Oppiidae.
CGUACUCAAUGGAUGUCUUCAGUGAAUAACAACUGAUUUAUUGUUUAUGUUUUGAAUUGAUUUGCGAUUGAAUUGAAAGUUGCGUUCAUUUGAAGGAUUGGAUUAUCGGCUGAAAUGGCGGUCAAUAUGUUUGGUCUCAUCGUUUCGGGAAGACUUGUUGUGACGGACUUCGUGUCAGUGGAUGUGAACAAGUGUUUGAUUACAAUCCAAAACGCCGAUGACAUCAACCACGUGGUCGUCUUCAUGACCGGCACUCAACCCUUUCCCGAAGGGAUGGCCGGAUCUGUGUACUUCAGUUUCCCGGACCCGUCAUCGCCGCCGACGUGGAUCUACUUGGGCUUCAUCUCCAAUGACAAGCCGUCGGCCAUAUUCAAGAUCACAAAAUUGAAACAAUUGAAUGAUUUAAACGGGUCGACAGCGGGCCCACCGGUCGCCACCGGCUUUGGUUUCGCGCAACCGAUUGUGUCACACGUGGCACAGAUCGGCAUUUCGACGGAACCGUUGGCCGCCAUCUCGCAGAUGACGGCCGACCCGAACGCUAACGUUUCCCAACAAAACAAUUUCGAAGAGUUCGCGAUUAAAGCGGCAGAAAAUCUGUUCAAUUAUUGCACUUCUUUUUCAAAUAAUUUGCAACAG